Nicotiana tabacum (common tobacco) is the source of this 843-nucleotide messenger RNA. Its product is annotated as PRA1 family protein F2-like. The record is from RefSeq and is a predicted model, not a curated record. Gene Ontology annotation, biological process: vesicle-mediated transport. Gene Ontology annotation, cellular component: Golgi apparatus; endoplasmic reticulum. NCBI's taxonomy places the organism in Eukaryota, Viridiplantae, Streptophyta, Magnoliopsida, Solanales, Solanaceae.
GACCAUAUAAAAGUAUUUCAACAUUAAAUACCACGUCCCUCAUUCACUCCGUCCUCUUUUAGUUUCCAUUUCAAAACAGUAGAAGUCAAUUCGCCGGCGAAAAAGAUGACGAAUUACGGCACAAUACCGACGUCCUCUUCAGGUCCGGCAAACGUGGAGUACAUCUCCAGGGCAAAAGAUAGGAUAAAGGAAGGAUUAGGUACUCGCCGGCCAUGGAAGGAGAUGUUCAAUUUCCACUCCCUAAAUCUUCCAUCUGGAGUCAACGAUGCAAUUUCACGAAUUAAAACAAAUAUCUCCUACUUCCAGAUGAACUACGCCAUCGUAGCGCUAGGAAUUGUCUUCUUAAGCCUCCUCUGGCACGCGAUCUCGCUUAUCGUGUUCCUAGUUCUGAUGGCCCUUUGGUUGUUUUUGUAUUUUCUCCGUGAUGAGCCGUUGGUGGUUUUUGGUCGUCUGAUUUCUGAUCGUGUUGUUCUGAUUGUGCUCUUUGUUUUUACUAUCGGUAUGCUCCUGCUUACUAAUGCGACUUCGAAUAUUUUAAUUUCGCUAGCGGUGGCCGUGGUUGUGGUGUUGAUUCAUGCUUCGAUAAGGAAGACUGAUGAUUUGUUCAUGGAUGAAGAAGAUGCUGGGUUUUUGAGAGCUCCUCCGUCGUCUUAGUUUUGCUGUGUUAUUUUCCCCAAUUCAAUUGAAGUGUGUGAGCCAAUGUAGUUUCUUUUUCUGUUUUUCGUUUUUUAAUUUAUUUAUUUCCGGUAAUAUCUUCGACUGAUUGUUGUAUUUUAUCACCAUAAACUUUGUUUAUUCCUCGUUAAAUUUGAUCAUAAUUGAAUGGUGGUUACCUUGUUGUUA